UCUUCUUCAUCAUCAUCACCUCUCUCUCUCUCUCUCCCUCUCUCCAUGUUCCAUGUGCUGCUUCCAUGGUUGUCUUGUGCUCACUUCAGCCAGCCAACCCAUCCGCCCAACACGCUCCUCCUUCCGUGUCCCAGGCCGCCCCGCUCCCACUCCCCCGGCAGGCGUCGAGCCCGCAUCUUUGCGCAUCACCCACCUUCCUCUCCAACUCGGCCCUCUCCCCCAGCCUCCUCCUCUUCAGCGACAUCCUACCGUCCCCGCCCGCAACCCUCGGCCCGGGCAUGUCUCGCGCUCGUCACUCUCUCACCCCUCGCAGAUUCCGCCCAACCCCACAGCCCAGCAGCACACGCGCACCCUCUCUGCGUCCCGCUCGGCCGGUCAGCUCAACAACAUGGCGUCACAGCCACUCUCCCAGAACUCGGGACAGCAACAACAAACGCUCCGCGCUCCAAUCAACCCGCCCCACCGCAGCCGCUCCCUCAGACAGCAGACGUAUCACGCGCUCAUGCCCGAGCACGCGACAGUCUCGGACCUCGCGGUGCCGGAGGAAGAUGACUCCAACCUUCCCUCCGGUAAAGCGAGUGGCGAGCUCGCAGUCCUGACCGACCACACCGGACGCCGAUGCAGCAUUAUCGCGAUCAAGCCGAGCGUCGGCCGCAAGGCCAAGUGUCACUACGACCCGUUUGUGCGCCGCCGCACGAUGAUGGCGUUUCCUGACGUCAACAACGACUCGGUCCGUUCAGCUUUAUCGGUCGGCGGGGCUAGUGGCAUCUUUGUGCGCUCCGAGGGCACGUCUCGUACCGCCUUUGAGGACAGAGUCUCGCGCCCUUUCGAGAGUAGAGUCGGGCAGUUUGUGUAAGACGCGUGCAGUACAUGGAUGUAGAGAGGGCGAAAGGCCAUACGGCCGUGUAUACAGCUAGUCCUAUAGUCAGCACCACAUGUGCUAGUGCCCUGUAUGUUGGUGGUCGUUGCGAAGAACUGGUGCAGUGGACGCGCUCAGUACAGCAACUCACGACGCUGUUGUAUAUGAGCCUGUCGCACAUGUUCGUCAGCGUUCCUCAGCG
This is a messenger RNA of Cutaneotrichosporon oleaginosum, 1061 nucleotides long. RefSeq lists its product as uncharacterized. The record is from RefSeq and is a predicted model, not a curated record. Lineage: Eukaryota; Fungi; Basidiomycota; Tremellomycetes; Trichosporonales; Trichosporonaceae.